AUGCUAAUUCAAACUAUCACAUUAGUUAAACAACAACUGUUUUCGAUACCUGGCUAUCGUGUGCAUAAUAACUAUUCUUCGCCGUCAUCAUCGGUCUAUUGUCCGAUAAAUCCAUCAAUGUACCUAGUUAAAUCAGUUGUCGUUUAUCAAAUUCAAUCAAUCGAUAGGGCAACGUUGACUGUACCUGAUCAACCACGAUUGGCACUGCAGGCCAGAAAAACUCGUGAUUCGACAUUAGUUUUUAAUGAUCCACCGAACUCUCAAUGUUAUCUACUGAAAUUUUCAUCGGCAUCAAGAUUUAGUCAUGUGCAUAUUGAAGGUGUGAAAGUACAAUUCAUAUACGAUGUUAGAAAUCUUGACGCAGAUAAGAAUCAAUCUAAUGGGAUUCCUGCUCCUUACCUUCCACCCACACGAAAUGCAGACAUAAAUUGUGGAUCAAUCGUCUGCCACAAUGGUGGUCAAUGUUUAUCACUCAGUGAUAAUAAAUAUGAAUGUCAGUGUGAUUCUUGGGGCCAAUGGUUGGGUAACACUUGUUCGCUACCUAAUCCAUGCCUACGCAUGCCUUGUAACAAUACUGGACUAUGCUAUUAUCGUCACGAUGCUACGUAUUAUUGUGUCUGUUUUCCUGGACAUUCAGGUGAAAAUUGUCAAAUUUCUUCUGGACCAACAUCGACCACCAUUGCCCCACGAUCAUGGAAUCCAUGCUUAUCAAAUAAUCCUUGUCUCAAUGGUGGUACUUGUGUUUACACGAGGAAACAUAACCAGUUCACAUGCGAGUGUCCAUAUCGUUACAGUGGUGCCAGAUGUCAAUUUUCUGAUUCCCUCCCUGUCAGUACAACAUCACCACCGCUGAGUACUUGUGGCAUCUGUGAAAUUAAAUCUCGCCUUGACUAUGGUGAUCGGGUUGUCAAUGGUCAACCAGUUAACAGUCACACGUGGCCGUGGAUUGUUUCAGUGCAAAACCGUGAAUCACAUUUUUGUGGCGGCACUCUGAUCGAUUCUCUUCAUGUGGUCACUGCUGCGCACUGCUUCGAUACACCAGGUUCAUCAACAAGUGCCUACCAAGUGGUAGCUGGAUUAUUGAAUUUACGUCAAUCACGGUUAGCUACUGUUCAAAGAUAUAAUAUCGAUCGAGUUUUCCGACACGAACAAUACAGUUCGACCAAAUUAAUCAAUGAUAUUGCUAUAAUAAAGCUAAGUAAACCAGCACAAAUCACUUCGUCUGUUUAUCCUAUCUGUUUACCCAGUGCUGAUCAUUCUCAAGACCCCCGAAUUGGCCAACUUGUACAAAUAGCUGGCUGGGGUUACACCAGUAGUGCGACAAAGCGCAUUGCUCCCCAAUUGCAAGAAGCUAUUAUAGAAAUUCUUGAUCAGAAUAGUGAUUUCCAUGGUGGUCCAGGAUGCGGUGUAUGGGCAAAACGAGGAAAUCCGAUGGAUCAAGCAAGACAAAUAUGUGCAAUGAGUCGUGAUACACGGACGGACUCAUGUCAGGGCGACUCAGGUGGUCCAUUAAUACGUAAUAUCGGUAACAGAUGGUACCUUUUUGGAAUUGUAAGCUACGGUGAUGCAAUUUGUGCAUCAAGUAAUGCAGCUGGUGUUUACACACGUGUCUCUGCAUACGUACCAUGGAUUCGACAAAAACUUCGACUGUAA
This is a messenger RNA of Adineta ricciae, 1653 nucleotides long. The record is from the annotation of a GenBank genome assembly. Lineage: Eukaryota; Metazoa; Rotifera; Eurotatoria; Adinetida; Adinetidae.